This is a messenger RNA of Oncorhynchus masou masou (cherry salmon), 3125 nucleotides long. Its product is annotated as protein Niban 1-like. Bases 228 to 2186 code for a protein of 652 amino acids. NCBI's taxonomy places the organism in Eukaryota, Metazoa, Chordata, Actinopteri, Salmoniformes, Salmonidae. The transcript is spliced from 15 exons. The record is from RefSeq and is a predicted model, not a curated record.
GAGAUGAUGAACGAGAACGAGGAAGUCGCGCUUGUGGGAUGGGGAGUUCACAAUAACUGCUGAAAUGUCCACUCAAUCCACGCCGCCUGCCAUUGAAUGACAGUCACUGAGCGGAAGACAGAGAGGCGUCUCCACCGUGCGGCGCCACGAUUGAUGCGACACAGUACACCUGAGGAGUGAACGAUACCUGCGGAGAGUAGACUCUUCUCCAAAACCAGCUCGCCAACAUGGGGUUAUCACCUUCUAGUCUCCUAGAUGAACAUGGAUCCAACUACAUACGAGGUUGUGCAGAGGCAGAGUUGAAAGAGUUCGGUCCCCACUACAGGAAACAGUACUCUGUGGUCUUCUUCUCCCAAGUCCAGGAUGAACUGGAGCAGCCAAACGAGAAAAUAAAACAGCUCCUCAAACAGAGGGGUCCUCCGGAGGCGGGGGAGGUGCUGUAUGAGGAACAAGUCCUUCAUUUUGAAGCAACCAGGAAGUGGGAAGAGAGGUACGUGGUGGUGCGUGGCAACUACUGUCUGGAGUGCCACAACAGCUUUGAGACCUUUGUGAAGGGUGUGCCCCCGCGCCACAAGCUGCUGCCAACAGGGGGCACAGUGCUCACCACAGAGGAGAAAUACAUGGCCAUGGUGGACAAAUGCUUCCCUGUUUCUGAAACCAACAAUGAGAAUGAAAAGUUUGCACCUCCUAUAAUCGGCAUGCCUGGACAGUUCCCUGUGUACCUCAGGCUUCCGUACCGUAGGGAUUACUACUUCUGCUUCCGACAGGAUGCUCGCCAAGCUGAAUUCCUCUCCAUCCUCUCCGACUGCAUCCGCCACCAGAACCAAGACUUCCUAAAGAAGAAGACAGUUGAAGUGCAGGCCUUCCUCAAAGCAGUCCACCUCUACAGACAGGAGAAGGGCAGCUAUGACUCCUGGAAAAUGCUGAUUGGCAGUGACGUCAGGGUACUGGCCAACCUGGUUAUGGAGGAGCUGUUGCCCUCUUUGGAGAAGGACAUGCUGCCUCAUCUAAAAGCCAGGAAGACAGAGAGGAAGAGAGUGUGGUUCGCUACCGUAGAAGCAGCCUAUAUCCUGGUGCAGGAGUGUCUAUUUGAGGGUAUGUCUGCUCUGAAGGAGGAGUGUAGGAAGGCAGCUCACCAGCAGGAGGUGCUGAUACGCUCUGAUAUGGACCAGAUCCUCAACUCCAGAACCUACCUGGAGGGAAAACUACGAGCUAGUGUAUUGGAGUCAGCAGAGAAGUUCUGUUCGGAGAGCGUGCAGCCCUACCUGGCCUCCGUACUGGAGGAGCUGAUGGGACCAAUCAGCUCAGGGUUCCAGGAAGCACGGCUCCUGAGUGACAGCCAGAUGGACCAACUGUGUCAGGACUUCCAGGAGGGCGGGGUUACCAAUGAACUCAAGCAGGCCCUAGCUAAACUGAGUAGGCCCAAUCUGUUGAGUUGUUACCAGAGGAUCAACUCUCUCCACGACCAGCUGCACGACCUGCAGGAACGCUUUGGGUUCUCCAACAUCAGCAGCCUGGUCCACAGCACCCAGAUAGACCUACAGCAGCUGGUGGAGAAUGCAGCGUACACAUUUCAUCUGCUGCUCUACAAGGACAUAGAGGACAACCCAGGCAACGCGUGCUCUGCCAUGGAGAAGUCCAGGCACAGGGUCCUCAAGCAAUAUGACUAUGACAGCAGUACGGUGAGGAAAAGGAUCUUUCGUGAGGCCUUGGUGGGGAUCACUCUCCCUCACAUCAAGAAGACCCUGGCCCCCACUUACAAAACAGAGCUGCAGGGUCUUAAACAGUUCAUCUAUGCAGACUAUUCCAACUAUGUCCAUGUUCACAAUAUCUAUGAGGGCAUUUUGCUGCAGAGUCUGGACAAGGAAGUCAUCAAAGUGGUGGAGGAGGCAGCCAGGCUGAAGAAACACAAUCUGUUCACAGACACCAGAGACCUCCUGAGCCAGUCCAGCUGCUCCAGCAUAAUCUCCACCCCUAUCAACACCAGCAACCCAGCCAGGAUGCUAGGCUUCCCCGGACAGCUCCAGACCCAGCCCGAAGCCGAGCCCCAGCCACCCUCCCUGCUGAGCCAAAGAGGCCCUCCAGGCUGGGGAGCCUGCCCCCAAGGCCCGGGAUUGUGUGAAGGAGAUCCGGGACCUGGUGGUGGAGUUGGGAGUGGAGAAGAUGGUGCAGCGUUACCCAGGUAGUCAUAACCUAUAAGAGAGUGGUGACAGAGUGAGGGGCCUGAUGUCACACAGAGAAUAAAGGAUGACAAGGGCCCCAUUUUUUUUAUCACUAAUUAUGAGGAGUAUGGAAAGGUGAGACUAUACCCUUGCUGUUGUGGAAACCGACUGAGAUUGCCUUCACUGUAAAAAAGCAAAGUAAUUUUUAUACAAGCAUAAAACUAAGUUUCCACAAAACUGGUCAAAUAUGAAUGUAUACAAUUGUUUGUGAGAAGAUCAAUGUGGUUAGAUAUGGCCAUAACUGGAUUAUCAAAUUCAGAACCAAGGAAAACAUCAAAUUGACUAUUGUAAUUGUGUGGAUUGAACUUCAUUUGUGUCAUAGAUUUUUAUAUGUAUUUUAGAUGAUUUGAGAACAGUUUGAUAUAUGCCAGUUUAAGUUGUUCAAUAUUAAAUCAAGAACACUGCCGUAUAUUGAAUCGGUCUGAGUAGCAAUGGGACGGUUUAGGGAUUUUCUGUUCUAUGUACAGCUAUCCCAAUAAGAGAUACAUCCAAAGGCAUCAUGAUUUGAGGAGUAUAUUAUUAUACUGUAUACACGUAGGCCUACUGCAUUGAUUCCAUGAAGAAGAAUGAGCCAUUUCCAAUGGACGGGGUUGCUAUGGAGACUGGUCUAGUGCCUUUAUUUCUGAAUAACCUUUAGCUGUGUUGAAAUGUCAACACCAUCCAGUGCCUGUGCAUAACAUUUUACACUGGCAAUUUGGGAAGGGGCUGUGUAUAUUCACUGUAUAUUUAACAGUUAAUUGCUAGCUAAAUGUAAUUGAUUGUUUUCAGCUACUUUUGUGCUCCAUAAACUCGGCUAUUAACCCUUCAGUGCUAAAGGAAGGCAAACGCAUUAAAUGUGUUGUAUUGUUUUAUAGUCAAAUAAAAAGGUUAUUUUAUUUAAAUAAAUAACACUCAAGCACUGGA